AUGGCUAUCAAAGCCAUCAACGAUACAGCUAGACUUAAUAGCCUAGUUCCUACACUCUUCGUUUUUAAGACCUUAUUAAGGCUAACGAAACAAGAUCGACUUGCCGCGUCUACCCAAGAGCGUGCUGCUGCUAUUAACAAGGCUAUAAGGGAAGUACGAAAAUGCUACGCUGCAAAGCAAGUUAAGGACGCGCUUAAGAAAAGGAAUGGGCCAAUUACGGAGCAUACCUUAGACCUCUCUAUUGGUUUACGGGUACUCGUGUGGCGGGAAAACCAAAGUAUCCCGACCGUGCUCGACGAAAAGGAAGGCGAUUCCUACGUUCUAUUCACCAAGGACUCCGAGGUGUUGAUUACCGACAAGGAACGCCGGGACCAUGAGCUCUCAGCUAAGCUACGAGCCGAAGGAAUCAUCAAGAGCCCCGAGGCACUAUUUUAA
Molecule: messenger RNA, 435 nt
Organism: Drepanopeziza brunnea f. sp. 'multigermtubi' MB_m1
Lineage: Eukaryota; Fungi; Ascomycota; Leotiomycetes; Helotiales; Drepanopezizaceae
Source: RefSeq, a predicted model, not a curated record